Linum trigynum is the source of this 222-nucleotide messenger RNA. NCBI's taxonomy places the organism in Eukaryota, Viridiplantae, Streptophyta, Magnoliopsida, Malpighiales, Linaceae. The record is from the annotation of a GenBank genome assembly.
AUGAUAGCUCCGGUGAUCGACGAGCUGGCGAAGGAGUACGCCGGGAAGCUGUCCUGCUACAAGGUGAACACCGACGAGUGCCCCAACAUUGCUAGCCAGUGUGGGAUCAGGAGCAUCCCAACUGUGCUCUUCUACAACAAGGGUGAGAGGAAAGAGAGCAUCAUUGGUGCUGUCCCUAAGUCCACUUUGUGUAGUACUCUAGAGAAGUACAUUGAUGGUUGA